AUGAAUCGAAAUGUUACUGAAGAAACAAUGAAAAGGCGCGAAGCUGAGAGCGGUCCCGGCCCGCCGCUCCCCUCAGCCGCACAAGAUGUCGGCCAGCCGCUAACGGCCGCUACCUGCCGCCAGGCGCCGCCGGCAGCUCGCGCCCCGCCCCGCGCCGCCCCGCCCCCACCUGGGAGCUCAGCCCCUCGCCGGCCAGCGGAGCCGGGCGGGCCCGGCAUCUGCCGCCCGGAGCUGCGGGGGAGCGGAGCGCGCUGCGCGGCGGCCACCGCCGGAGUAGAGAGCAGGGAACUGUCUUUGAAAAAACUUCCUGUUGGAAUGCCUCACAUCAAUGCAGCUGCAGCUCUGCAGCUCUGCGUGCUGCUGUCUGCACUUCCUGCACAAUAUUUCAUAUCCCAGUGGUAUGGAACGGACUCUGCUCAGCGCCUCCAAAUAACAGAAAAGUUGAUAAUUGCAUCUUGGAGCAGCUUUACAAAAUCUUACCUGAGUCUGGAUGCAUGGGCAGAUCGUUUAAAGCUGUGGCUAUCAAAGACAAGGAAUUGGUGCUAUGGAGAAAAGAAAACCAAAGGUGGUGACAAUGAAGCAGAAACCCAUUCUUAUUUUGCAGAAUCAACUCAGGUUCGCAGUCCAAAGCCUGAAUACAUUCAGUUCAGUGUGGGACAGGUAAUAGUUCACAAAAAAUUUGGCUAUUCAGGAGUCAUUGUUGGAUGGGAUGUAAAAGCUAACACUCCAGAAGAAUGGCUACAACGCAAAUAUCCUCCAGCAAAACAGGAUCGAAAAGAUACUCCUCACUAUCGAAUUCUAAUUAACAAAGCAAAUGGAUUUGGCAAAUCUACAGCUUACGUUCCUGAGGAAGAGAUAACAAUUAUUAUGGGAUUAGAGGUGCAUCACCCUGAUAUGAAAGCCUAUUUCAGUGGAUAUGAUGGAUCAAAAUACAUUAUGCAGCCAUGGUUGAAAAAAAUCUAUCCUCAUGACUGAAGUACUGACAUGUUUGUACGUGUAAUGUACAUCUAGACAACAUAUUUCCUUUUUAAACUUGAGCAAAUAGACACCAGGAUAAAACUCAUGUAUAUUUUUUCCUAUGAUGAAAUAAAACAUUCC
Gymnogyps californianus (California condor) is the source of this 1098-nucleotide messenger RNA. RefSeq lists its product as uncharacterized. The coding region runs from base 1 to 975 and encodes 324 amino acids. The record is from RefSeq and is a predicted model, not a curated record. The transcript has 8 exons. Gene Ontology annotation, molecular function: DNA binding. NCBI's taxonomy places the organism in Eukaryota, Metazoa, Chordata, Aves, Accipitriformes, Cathartidae.